AUGGGUUCCCGGUUUCAAAAGUGUCGAUUGUGUUUGAAACUUGGCGAGUUUUGUUCUAUAUUCGACCAAGAUGACUCCAUAAAGUUAUCGGAUAUGGUUAUGUCUUUUACCAGUAUUCAGAUUUAUGAAGGUGAUGGUUUAUCAGAUCGCGUAUGCACUUCGUGUAUUGAGAAUUUAAGCACAGCGUACUUAUUUAAACAACAAUGUGAAAGAAUUGACAUGUUACUCAGAAAAUGUCCAGAUACCAGCUUAAAUGAAUCAUCUGUAAGUGACUACAAUGAUUUCUUUAACAAGGAGUUUCAUAUGCAUGAUGGUUGUGAUAGUACCAUCGAAGAAUAUGUCACUGCUGAGGGUGAUAAUGAUGAGAACUUUUUUAAAGACAAUAUGGAAGGAAACAGCUUUCAAGAGAUCAGUGAUGAGACUGAUAGUGAUGUUGAUUCUAUUAAGUGUGUAUGCUGUAAUGAGUCUUACAGCAAGUUAGGCACUCACACUUGCAGAACGACAUGUACCAUUGAACAGAAUCAAUUGCAACGGUCAAGUAGUAAUGAAACUCUUGUGGCAUCUGAUGUCAGGCCUCUAAUACCACCUGCUCAUUCCACACAGCCAUUGCAACCGAGGGCUACAAAACCACUGCCAGACAUUCCAGAAAAUGUUGAUAUCACUUGUGUGUUGUGUGAUGAAAAGUAUGAUCAGUAUGAUCAAUAUGUCAUACAUCUUAAUAGAUGCACAACAAAUGUUAAGCUACAUCACUUUGUUUGUUCUGCAUGCCAUGACAUGUUCACUGAGAAGUUGGCUUACUUAGAACAUGUCAAGCUACAACAUUUUAAGGUCACUACUAAGGAGAGAGUAGUACACUAUACAGCAGGCUUUAUAGAUUCUGGUGAGGAUUGUGUAGAUUUUGUUCCAACACUAGAGAAAAUAAGAAAACCAAAGGCGGUGCGACGACAAAUAGGUUGGUCUGUUGAGGAUAUUUACCAAGAAAUUGAGUGUAAAAAAAAGUUGGAAGAGGCAGAAACACCCACCACAAGUCCCUUAAAAAAUUUCUUUUCCAAGUUAGGGAAUGAAAGUUUAAGUAGACAGAGUACUCCUAAGAAGGUGAGUUUCCGAAAGUUGAUUGAGACUGGAAAAGAGAAGACAGCAAGUUACUUGCCAUUCCAGAAAUAUAUUCAAAACUACAAGUUGAAGAAGAAAGCGAAUGCUUACAGCCCAAUUAAGAGCAAGUUACAAGUAUCCACAAAAAUCAAGACAACAUUGCCGGAGUUGACCUCAGACAGUGACUAUCACUCUCCAAGUGGCACAUCAGAGGAAUCAUGGAGAUUGAAGCAGAAUUUAAUAUGUGCUUGUGACAAAAAAGUGUUCAUGCUCUCGGAGUCAUUAAAUAAUCGCGAUAGAAUAGCAGCAAUGAUCUCUGAGCUGGGUGGAGUUGUAGCCGAAAACACAAAAAUGGAAAUGUUGGCAACACAUUUUGUAGCAGUAUUGCCAAAUGAUACAUUUACUGGCAUGAUGGUAUGCGCUUUAGCUACCGGCAAGUGGUUAAUUCAUGUCAACUUUAUUUAUGACAGCUUUAGGUGCAAAAAGUUCCUUCAGGAGUAUCUCUACGAAUGGUUAAAGCACCCCAAAAUUCUUGAAAUAGACCACACAAGCGUAGAAGUAGCUAAGGCGGCGGUUUACUGGCAUCUUGAGUUAGAUGAACAUAGUGCUCAGUAUCCUUUCGAAGGGAAACAAAUAGUACUUAUCAUGAAGAAGAAGUACAGACAAUAUUAUCAGAUGAUAUUCAAGACUCUUAAAGCGAAACCCGUUACUUACGAUCCACGGACACCCGGCAGUUGCUGCACAGCUGAUUACUGUUUCGUUGACAUGAAAAUUAUUGAAAGAGUAAAGCUUCGCUUUUUCGCCCGCCACAAUGUCCCCGUAUUUCCGUACCAAUAUAUAUUGGUAUAUUUGCUCAAGAGGGGGCAGGUGGAGGAUGAACAUAAGUAUCUAUUACAAGACUGUAAGAAAUAUUCUAAAGACACAAUGUUUUUGUUAAACAACACAUACUAG
Arctia plantaginis is the source of this 2043-nucleotide messenger RNA. NCBI's taxonomy places the organism in Eukaryota, Metazoa, Arthropoda, Insecta, Lepidoptera, Erebidae. The record is from the annotation of a GenBank genome assembly.